CAAUUUAUCAAUAGAUAUUAAUGCCAGCCAUCAACUAGAAAAUACAAAGAGAACAAAUACAUACCGUAUGAUUGAGAGAUACAAAAUAUUUGCCACAUCUAGAACUGCAGUGAAAAUGACAACUAAUCAAAGUUGGCAAUGCGGCCAAUAAGCAAGCUGACAGCAGAUUUUUUGUACGAUAGGAAAGUGCAUUAUUUGUUUUUCAAUUAUAUUAUUAAAUUUAUUAUUUUAAUGUAAUAUGUAUAAUUCAUGAUGAGUAAUACAUCAGAUUCAGGAGAUAGUGUGAAUUGUGAAAAUAAAACUGUUAGGGAAAGUAAUUUUUCAGUUGUGGCAUUAGAUUCUUUAAAAGAAUUCGAUCAAGAACAGUUAUUUCAAUAUGUCCAAAAGCUUCAACCGCUCUACUUGAAGUGCAAGAAAAAAUUACAAAAUUUCAAAAACAGAGCAAAACUUCUGGAAAAAACAGUUCAACUUUUGAAUGAUGAUAAAAGCCAAAACGCUGGAGAAAACACAAAUGAGGAAAAUAAAGACUCCCUAACUCAAACUGAAGACGCGCAAAAAGAACAAAAAGAUGUUUCUUCCCCAAAUACAACCUUAGAUUUUGUGGCUGAAAUACGAAAGGCAGCUGAUGAAGCUCAACACCUGAAUGGAUUUGUUUAUGAGCCUACAUCGGGUUUAUAUUAUGAUCACAAGACUGGCUAUUAUUAUAAUGCGGAAUAUGGUCUUUAUUAUGAUGGAAAUACUGGCUGCUAUUACAAUUAUAACCAAGAAAAAAAUUCUUUUGAAUUUCAUUCUCAGGUGCCAGUACAACCUAAUAACACAAGUUCAAAGAACUCCCACACUAAUAAUGAUGAUGACAUAUUUGAUAAUUACGAUACGGAUGUUGAAUUUGAUGAGUUUGGAGUGAUAACGGACGCAACAAAAUUUCGACAGAUCAAAAAAGAAAAGAAAAAUCUUAAAAGAGCGGAGGAAAAACGUAGACGUAAACUUAAAAAGAAAAAGAAGAAAAGUAAGAAGGAGAAAAGGAAACGUAAAAGACACAAUGAAGAUAAAAAUGAUAGCAAUACCGACAGUGACAAUGAGCGAAAAAUUAAAAAUAGUAAAAAAAGUGAUUGCGAAGAGGGAGAAUUAUCUUCAUCAACCACUAGUAGUAGCAGCAGUAGCAAAACGACUAAUAGUAAUGACUCCACUCCACAGCGACAGGAUAAGUUCGAAUCAAAUCAACUAGAGAAGGAUGAGGUACAACAGUUUAAAAGAGGAAGUCAUUUUCAAGAUAUUGCAAAAAAAUAUCCACCAUCAUUACGUUUAAUUGUAAAGGAAACUAAUGUGAAGGAUUUAAAAAUUGGCAGUUUGUAUGUGGUAACGUAUAAAGGUGGUGGUCUAGGACGCGAGGGCAAUCAUGAUAUUAUUAUACCAGAUGUUAAUGUCUCAAAAUGCCAUUUAAAGUUUAGCUAUGAUACUAAGCAACAACUGUAUUAUUGUAUUGAUCUCGGAUCGCAGAAUGGUACAUUACUUAAUGGUGUACGUAUGUCUAGCUCAAAAUCGGAGAGUGAUCCUCAAAUUGUGAAACAUGGAAGUAUUAUACAAAUUGGGUUAACUAAAUUAUUGUGUCAUGUGCAUGAAGGAAACACAACUUGCGGCUUGUGUGAACCCGGUCUACUAAUGGAAACAGCACAAGAAGCAAGUACAGAAGCAGUAGUUAUGCUUACGCAUAAAGAACAACUCAGAAAAUUGCAGAGAAAAUAUGGUCUGGAAAAUGAAAAAUUUGUGGAUGUGCAAAAAAAUGAUAGUAGUUAUAACGAUCGUGCAGCUACACGUCGGACACAAGUUGGUAGUUCUACAGAUAAUGAAAAGACACAAACUGCAUGUGUUAAUACUGAAAUAUCUAGUGAGAAUAAAGGUUUCAAAAUGUUAGCAAAUAUGGGCUGGAAUAAAGGCGAAGCGCUAGGUAAAACAAAUGCUAGUACUGGACUAUUAGAACCGAUAAACGUUGCUUCAAAUGAAGGCACAAAGGGAUUAGGUUGCAAUACAACUAUUACAAAGCAACCGACAUUCAACAUAAAAAAGCUGAGUGCUUUAAAGAAAACUCAAGAACGCUACCAAAAAGCCGAUAUAUUUUAUGACAAUGAGGAUAGUGAUUAAAACAAGAUAAAUUUAGAUUUUAACAUAUUAUUAUGCAUGCAAUUAUUUAUGUUUUUUAUGUAUAGAUAAAAAAUUAAACAAC
Teleopsis dalmanni is the source of this 2221-nucleotide messenger RNA. Its product is annotated as angiogenic factor with G patch and FHA domains 1-like. Lineage: Eukaryota; Metazoa; Arthropoda; Insecta; Diptera; Diopsidae. The record is from RefSeq and is a predicted model, not a curated record. Gene Ontology annotation, molecular function: nucleic acid binding; protein binding. The transcript has 11 exons. The coding region runs from base 250 to 2139 and encodes 629 amino acids.